AGGCAAAGCUCAGCAAGUUCUUCUUUCAUGUUGACACGCACGAAAACGCGCUAUUACAACCCGAGGGAGACCAAGGAGCGCAAAGAGCUCCGCAAGAAGUUAUACGAGGAAAACGACGACAAUGACGAGCUUCUCACAAAUGAUUUGGACUUGGUCUUCAAUGUUCCCGUGAUCAAGAACCACGGUGAAAUUUAUCGCACACAGCGCACCGAGUCCAUGCCAGACAUGAUUCUUUCACGGAACGACAUCGUGACCACUGACGACAACAAGUACCCAUACAAGCCCACAGAGUCCAUGAAACCUUGUCCUCUUCCAGGGAAACUUUCUCGGUCCAAUUUGACCCUAGACAGAAUCCCAACAGCGAUUCCAGAGCUGCGCCCGUUGAACAUGAAUAACAAUAUUGAGGAGUCCGAUGAAAGUGCCCAUACCUCAUUUGCCAGCACCGAAAAUGACAGUGCAAUCUGCCACAACAUUUCAGAGUUCUAUACUCAGCGUUCCUUGUCGUAUUCGGCGAUAGCAAGAGCGUCAAGGGACCAGCAACUCGUGGACAAAUUGCCAAACUUUGUGAAAACCCACGGCUCUGUUGAAGAUAUAAGCUUGAUCUCUCCAGAGAAACUCGAAGUGGUGGAUCAAUCUCGUCCUAUUAAUCUUCCUCCGAAGAAGCCGACAGAUAAGAGUAAACACCAUAGAGAGUUGCAUCGGGUGAUAACUGAUUUCGAAGCGAGCACAAAGGCCGUGAAUACCAUGCGCAAGAAUCUCGGGUUACUGGCUGUGGCUAACCAGCAAAGCUGGCUCAAAUUGAUGAUGGCAAGCGAGGAGAAGGACUUUGGAAGAAAAUUAAACAGUGAACGUGAGAAAUUACGCAAGUUAAACUGGGAAACUCUCGUUUCAAGCAGGUUCAGAUUCGACUAUUACAUGAAAGUCCUUUUGGUUGACUCGGAGAAAAGCUUCACUGAUUCCGUGGAGACAAGUUUCUUUUCUGCGGAACGAAAAGUGAACAGUCUCUCGCCUCAAAUGAAAUCCACCAAGGAAGCAGAAUUCAAUAAUAUCAUAGAGGAAGUCCUACAAAGACCUCUUUUCAAAAACUACAUGGUUGACAUGGCCACAACCAGAGGUGCCGACUUUGAUCAACGUCAGUUCCAUGACAAUUAUAAACGUUUGUUGUAUUUGAAAUCCUUUUCAGAUGGCGGACUCCGAAAGCAUCACUGCAUCUUCGUCAUCCCCACGUUUUUGAUACUAUUCCAAAGCACUGAGUCGUUUCUGAACAUUUGGAAGCUCAUAGAAUUGUUUGACCAUGAGGUUUUCAGCGAGGAGAUUUUCUCCUCUCUCAACAGGAAACUUUCCUGUUGGAGUGGCCUUUCCAAGAUGCUGCAAUCAAGCCCAGUGUACAAGAUAUUGAAGAAGUUCAGUAGCUUGCAAGAGUUCGAACAUCUCAGCACGACAUCUCUUUUUGAGCUAAUGAUUCAGCUCAAUGACAGGCUUCCUUUGAGUUUGAGCGCGCCAUCUACCCCAAUUGUUGCACAAAGCCCCUUCGAAUCGCUUGCGAAAGCCUCGUCAGAACCUGAGGAGCGUUCGAAAAACCGCUCGGUUAAUUCUUUGGAGAAUUCGUCCGACUGGGACUCCGAGUCUGUCUACUCUUCUUCUUCGUUGAGCUUGGUAGGCAUCUUCCUUCAAUUGCUAGUGAUAUUUUCACGCUCUAAGAAUAAGAAACAAAAAGUUGUGAACUUAUUCCAAAGCUUCUUGCUUACCGUCUUUCAAUAUUACCACGUCAACUGGAACAGUUGUGGAGAGCUCGUGAAGGACAACAAGUCCAUCAAACUCAAUAAUUCAAGCGACCAGUUGAUGAACCUAGAGUCUUUCCUUACUAAGUGGAAGGACAUUUUU
Molecule: messenger RNA, 1884 nt
Organism: Metschnikowia bicuspidata var. bicuspidata NRRL YB-4993
Lineage: Eukaryota; Fungi; Ascomycota; Pichiomycetes; Serinales; Metschnikowiaceae
Exons: 1
Source: RefSeq, a predicted model, not a curated record